Molecule: messenger RNA, 1329 nt
Organism: Stylonychia lemnae
Lineage: Eukaryota; Ciliophora; Spirotrichea; Sporadotrichida; Oxytrichidae
Source: the annotation of a GenBank genome assembly
AUGAAAGAAAGCACUACAAGUAAUGGCAAGAGAGGUAGUAUGUUCAAAGGUUCGAAUCAUUCCUCAUAGGCUGAGAACGAGAGAUGGGACCAUGGGGCUUAUGAAUAAAUUCUACAGUAAGAAAAAGAAUAGGAAAAGUCAUUUGGAUCGAAGAAGUCAUUAGAUUAUAGCAAUGGACCUCAUAAUAAAGAUGAAUCGACGAGUUCACAACAAAAUUCAACAUACCAUCAUCAUUAGCAGUAGAAUAAUAAUUACAACAACUAAGGCGGCUAUAAACAGAAUAAUUUCAAUUAGAAGAAGGGUAAUUACUAUCAGGAUUACAAUUCGAAUUGGGAUAAUCAGAGUUAUUAGCAUUAUGGAAAUUCCUAUCAUAAUCAUAAUAAUGGAGGAGGGAUGGAUGCUGGAGGAAAUCCUGGUAAUCAUAGCAAUAUAGCCAAAAACAACAAAAGAGGAACCUAUAACAACAAUAGCAAUCCCAAUGGCAAUACUAAUGGGAAUUAGUUCUACUCCAGUAAUGAUGGCUACAAUAAAAAAUUCAACAAUAAUCGAGGGAAAAUGCAGAAUAAUAACUCAGGAAAUUACAAUAAUCAUCAUCACAACAACAAUGGAGGUAGUAGGAAUAAUUACAACUAAGGAAACAACUAUAACAAUAAAACUUCGCAUGAAGGAGGAGUUCGCAAUCUAAAAUCCAGUUUUAAUGGAUCUAAUUAAGUUCUUAUACAGACAUUAGAUGGUGGAAACAGAAAAAAGCAUUUAGUCAAUGGAACCAAUAAUAGCACUACAAUGAAAAAAGACAAAUAAAAUCAUUAAACAAAUCAACAGCAUUAAUAGUUCGAGUUAGCGACAGCCAUUAUGGAAGAGUAAGCUAAAAAUUUCUAGAGAGAUCAAAACGAUGAAGAUCUUGACAAAAAUGACACUAGCUCUUAAAACUCAGGCAAUCACAGGUAAAUUAAGUUAAAAUAGAAAACCAAUCUAUUAUAUGUCCUCAAUCUAAAGCUAAUUGGACUAGAAGUUACAAUAGAAAUCUAAGAGUAAGAUACAAUUGAAGAAAUUAUUGAAGAUUUGGCCUUUAAAUAUAAACUCGCCGCCGAUUUUCAAGAUGCACUUGAGACUUAUAUAAUUGACAGAUUAGAGAAGGAAGGCCUCUAAAACCUGGUCAAUUCUAACAAAUUUGAAUAAAUUAUUUAGCCACCACCACCUUUAAUUUAGCAUCAGCACUUUCAACAGCAGCACUUACAGUAACUGCAGUAGUAAUAAAUACAGGCACCACCACCAUUAAAUAAUCCUUUCAACAUGCAAAAGUUGUUAAUGCCUCAAUACGAUGAUUGA